Molecule: messenger RNA, 1063 nt
Organism: Syzygium oleosum
Lineage: Eukaryota; Viridiplantae; Streptophyta; Magnoliopsida; Myrtales; Myrtaceae
Product: myb-related protein 308-like
Exons: 3
Coding region: 65-769 (234 amino acids)
Source: RefSeq, a predicted model, not a curated record
CUAUCCAAAUCUCUCUUUGUCUCUCUCUCUCUCCCUCUCUCUCUCUCUGGCCUGUGAGAGGAAAAUGAGGAAGCCUUGUUGCGAGAAGAAAGGGACGAUGAACAAAGGAGCGUGGACAAAGCAAGAAGACCAAAAGCUCGUUGACUACAUCCAUAAACAUGGCGAAGGUUGCUGGCGCUCUCUCCCUCAAGCUGCAGGUUUGCUUCGUUGUGGGAAGAGCUGUCGACUGAGAUGGGUCAACUACUUGAGACCAGACCUUAAACGUGGCAACUUCGGCGAGGAUGAAGAAGACCUCAUCAUCAAGCUGCAUGCACUCCUCGGGAACAGGUGGUCCCUCAUUGCCGGAAGAUUACCGGGACGGACGGACAAUGAAGUGAAGAAUUACUGGAACACCCACUUGAGAAAGAAACUCAUGCAGUUGGGAAUUGAUCCAAACAAUCAUCGACCCGGACCUGCUGUCUCUGGUCCGAACAAAUCGCUCGGAUCGAACAAUAGUUCGACAUGCAAAUCCAAGAACUCGCAGGAAGAAGAAGAAGAAGAAGAAGAAGAAGAAGAAGAAGAAGAAGAAGAAGAAGAAGAAGAAGAAGAAGAAGAAGACGUAGGUUCUGUCCUGCAAUGCUCGAGCAAACCCGAGAGCAAUACCAACUUCCUGCCCGACCUGAAUCUCGAACUCACGAUAGGCCCCCCGCCGAUCGAAGAGCAACAACAGUCAUCGCACAUCGAGUCUACUCAACUUAGUUUCUCAAAUCUUUCGGCUAUUGUAAGCUGAUGGCUAAAUUGUUUGGGCACAUUUUGAGAUCAUCUGAUGAGUCUUUUGUUAACAAAACAGUUCGCUCACAGCAAGCACGAGUGGAAACAUGGUAGAAGUAGUUUUUAGCAUAGCUCACUGUCACACCUUACUGUUACGGUUGAAGAUGAAGACCCUUAGUCAAAUCGAAACGUGGACAUAUUGUCCCAUGACGAGUGACGUGUACAGUGACCAAAGUUUCAUCAGUGCUUCGAUUCGAUUGAUGGAUUGGAAGAUGACCGUUCAUGGAGAAUGUAGGAACCCCAUUUUCUUCUU